CAUGGGCUCCGACGGGCAAGAGGAAUCACUGCCACGUUCACUAUAUGCUGUUGCUCCUGCUUUAGCCAACGACAUCCCAUGGACCCUACUACCGGCAAUUACCCUAAGCCCCCUGUUCCCUUCAUCAGGGGUAGGGUAUUUCCUGUCCGGUCCCAUGUUACUCCACCACCCACACUCGUGACCCGGGAUUGCUGUCGUAAUUUCCAUCAUGGGAGGGAAGAAAGAGCGCAACUCACGCCAGUGGCUCGGAGCCUGAAGCAUCCACCGUUGCCAGGAGAUCUGGGCUCAGAUACUCUCGAGUUCGAGAUUCUGGAUCCGAUCAGAGUCGGUGAUGGGCACAACGCUCAGGUCUUCAAUGUCCGUAUUUCAAACACCCAGCCCAAGUCAGAAAUAUUCCAGGGGAGAAAGGAGCUGGUCGCUAAGGUGUAUGACCCUCUUUACCUCGAUGAUGACGACGGCUUUCUCAACCCGUUCCUCUGCGUGGACAAGCAUUACACACAUGAGGUACACGCCUAUCAUGUGCUCUCCAAUCUCCAGGGGUACCUAAUCCCUCGGUUCUACGGCUCUUACUCUCUCGAUAUAGAAUGUGAAGGAGCCGAUCAUAGAUCGGAUACACGCACUGUCCGCCUGAUCCUGAUAGAACCUAUCCCUGGAGUAUCAAUGCGAGAAGCGGACCGGAGCAAAAUCCCCCAACCGGAGCGCCAGCAAAUCAUCAAAUCUGUAAUUGACUUUGAAACCGAGGCUUACAGACGAGAUAUCAUUCUCACCGAUUUGAGCCCCCGAAAUGUCAUGAUGGUGCCACCCGGCUUGCAUCCGGGAGGGAAUUUAAUAUUCCUGGACUUCGGCGGUGCUAUCUUUAACCGGAGAUUGGAUGAGCCGGUGGCCGCCCAUCUGGAGCUUUUCCUUGGCCAAUAUAUCUCACCUCUGAUCCGGUGGCACGGGCUUUUGAUGCUUGACUUUGAGGAAUGGGUUGAUUGGGAAUGGAAACCCUGGGUAGAAUCCGAAUAUGCCCAUACCGCCGACACUAUCACACCAGAGAUGCGUGCUUGGUAUUGUCCAUGAUACGAAGACUGUUGGAGCCCCAAGGCGGAGGACGGCGUGUAGUGUAGGGGGCUGCUUCGUAUCUUGAGUUCAACACUACAGUUCGAUGACCCCGCCGUCCAGUGUCAAUCGCUUUAUUUGAGUUUGCGCUUCCCUCCCGUCCUACCUUGUUCCUAUUUUUCGGUCCAUUUUAUAGGUAGUGUAUUGCCGAGCA
Molecule: messenger RNA, 1255 nt
Organism: Aspergillus ibericus CBS 121593
Lineage: Eukaryota; Fungi; Ascomycota; Eurotiomycetes; Eurotiales; Aspergillaceae
Exons: 1
Coding region: 79-1062 (327 amino acids)
Biological process (GO): protein phosphorylation
Molecular function (GO): protein kinase activity; ATP binding
Source: RefSeq, a predicted model, not a curated record